UCAAAAAAAUGAAGCAAAUACUAAUAGUAAAUGGGCUUACUGUCACUGUUGAAGCUCAAUAACCAGAAUUUUGGUGUGCUACUGUUAAUACCUAAACAAAUAUAUAUCGUUCAUAAUUAUCAUAAAUUAUCAUCAUUAAGUUUAACAACUCCAAGAAAUCAAAGUGUCAAAGCUUUUGCCACAGCAGAAUCAUUUAAAAUGGUGAAGGCGAUUAGGGUUCAUGAGCUUGGUGGACCUGAGGUGAUGAAAUGGGAGGAUGUGGAGAUUAAAGAGCCAGGGGAGGGUGAAAUAAAAGUAAAAAAUAAAGCAAUUGGGCUUAAUUUCAUUGAUGUUUACUUCAGGAAAGGACUUUAUAAUACCCCAACUCCCUUUACUCCAGGUAUGGAAGCUGUUGGAGAGGUUAUAUCUGUAGGCUCUGGAAUUACUGGCAGGCAGGUUGGAGAUAUUGUAGCCUAUGCUGGCUAUCCUAUGGGUUCCUAUGCUGAAGAGCAGAUCCUUCCAGCAAACAGGGCUAUACCCGUUCCUUCCUCCAUUAGUCCUGUUAUUGCAGCAUCUGUUAUUCUUAAGGGCAUGACUGCGCAGGUCCUACUCCGCCGUUGCUUCAAGGUCGAACGUGGCCAUACAAUCCUUGUUCAUGCAGCAGCCGGCGGAGUCGGGUCUCUUUUAUGCCAGUGGGCAAAUGCUCUUGGUGCCACAGUUAUUGGAACUGUCUCGACCAAGGAAAAGGAAGCACAAGCCAAAGAUGAUGGAUGCCACCAUGUAAUAAACUACAACAAUGAAGAUUUUGUUACUCGCGUCAAUGAGAUCACAUCAGGCAGCGGGGUGGAAGUUGUUUAUGAUUCUGUGGGAAAAGAUACCUUUCAGGGAUCAUUGGAAUGCUUGAAGACUCGUGGGUACAUGGUGAGUUUUGGGCAGUCAUCAGGUACACCUGAUUCAGUUCCCUUAUCAGCACUCGCAAAGAAAUCGCUGUUUCUGACAAGGCCUUCACUCAUGCUAUAUACUGAAGAUCGAGAUGAGCUACUUGUAACUGCGGGAGAGGUGUUUGCCAAUGUUACAUCAGGUAUAUUGCGAGCUCGAGUAAACCAUACUUACCCUUUGUCUGAGGCAGCACAAGCUCAUGCAGACCUUGAGAGUCGAAAAACAUCUGGAUCAGUUGUCUUGAUACCGUGAUUCAAAUAGUCGGUUAUUGGCUAAGUUAAACUCAUGUACAAUGAAACUGUUCUGGGUAAGUUUACAAGUCGAGUCGAACGCAUGGAAGAUUAUAAUAGGUUGUUCGUCAUUGCGGUGUACAUGUAAUCAAAUUUGGAAUAAAUAACAUGUGCGAUGUGUAAUUGAGAAGUAUCCUGCAUCAACAUCUUAAAUCUUGGUUUGCCCUUGGUUCUAAGGUUUAUACAGGAAAGUAAUGGUAUAUGAGUUUCAGUUCAA
Mercurialis annua (annual mercury) is the source of this 1425-nucleotide messenger RNA. RefSeq lists its product as uncharacterized. Gene Ontology annotation, cellular component: cytoplasm; cytosol. Gene Ontology annotation, biological process: cellular response to oxidative stress. Lineage: Eukaryota; Viridiplantae; Streptophyta; Magnoliopsida; Malpighiales; Euphorbiaceae. Bases 31 to 1170 code for a protein of 379 amino acids. The record is from RefSeq and is a predicted model, not a curated record. Gene Ontology annotation, molecular function: quinone reductase (NADPH) activity. The transcript has 5 exons.